UCAAAAUUGAAUCAACAAAACACUAAAACUAAUAUCCACAUAAAAUAUCUAGACAAGGGUACAAAAUUUGAAAUAGGUGAAAAAUUAUAAAUGAAAAUUAAGUGAAUUUUCAAAAAUAGAAAAAUAAAGAAAAAUAUUUACAUAAAUUAUAAAAUUUACUAUAGUUGUGAUAGAUAUUGUUAUCAAUAUUUAUCAUAGAUAGAUGCUGAUAGAAGUCCAUCGGCAUGUAUCGGUGAUAGAAGCUGACGCAAGUCUAUUACUAAUAAAUGCUGAUAGAAGUCUAUCAAUAAUAGAAACUGAUAGAAGUCUAUCAUUGAUAGAUGCUGAUAGAAGUCCAUAAUUGUUUAUCAAUAAUAGAAACUGAUAAAAGUGUAUUAUUGAUACUAUUAAUGAUAGAAAUUGAUACAAGUCUAUCAUCCAUAGAGGUUAAUAGAAAUCUAUUCGUGUCUCAGUAUAUUUUUUUUUGUUAUUUAUAUAAAUAGUUUGUCAUUUUUCCUAUCUCGAAAAUUUCUCAAUCAUUUAUUAUAUCUGAAAGAGUAUCCAAACACAUUGGUUAACUUAAAAGAACAACUCAACCAAAAUAGAAAUGCAGUUGGUAUUGUGGAAAGGUAGAUAAAAAGGGGAACCAUUGACAUUUAGAUCAACCAGAAAAGAAAAAAAAACAAAAACAUUUUUGUUUCCAAGUGGGAGCCACCACUUAGCAGCACUCCCUCCCAUUUUUGCCUUUGAAAAACUUGAAAAAGUAAAGAAAAAAAUAAAAUAAAAUAAAAAGGCUAAGUAUACUUCCUAUAUAAACUUGAGUUCUUGAUGAAAUUGGGAAGAAGAAAAAACAAAACAAAACCAUAUAGAAAAAGAAAGUAGAAUAUGGGAAGAUCUCCUUCUUCUUGUGAUGAAAUUGCCCUCAAAAGAGGUCCUUGGACUCUUGAAGAAGAUGAGAAACUUGUUUCUUUUAUUACAAAAUAUGGCUAUGGCAGAUGGCGUGCCCUCCCUCAACUCGCCGGACUUAAUAGAUGUGGGAAAAGUUGUAGAUUAAGAUGGACAAACUACCUUAGACCAGAUAUUAAGAGAGGAAAAUUUUCUCAAGAGGAACAACAAACCAUUCUCAAUCUCCAUUCAAUCCAUGGAAACAAAUGGUCUGUCAUUGCAAGUCACCUACCAGGACGGACAGAUAAUGAGAUAAAAAAUUUGUGGAAUACUCAUCUAAGAAAAAAGCCCAUUCAAAUGGGUUUUGAUCCCAUGACUCCCAUGCCCACAAUUUACAAGAAUACCCUCUACUCUCAUCUUCAUCCUCUCUUAAAUCUCCAAAACCUUCUUCAUUUUGACCUUCCUCUAUUGGAACACCAACUAGAAGCUCUUCAAAUGGCCACUUUACAAGAAUAUUUACACCAUGUUCUCCAACUUCCAAUUUCUCCGUUCACACCCACUUUCCGACCGCUUCAACAUAAUCGGAAUAUGUCCUUUCCUUUUGCCCAUCUGCCGGACUUGGAGGUCUACGGAGUCUCUGAUGAUCCAACGUCGACGGUAGUUCACCGGCGACCAGAUAUGGCGGCGGUUUCAGGCGGCCAAAGCGGAGCUUCCAUGUGGGCUUCUUCUUCAUCUUCAAAUGCUCUGCCGCCGCUUCCGCCAGUGGAAGCUCCGUCCGCCGACGUCCUGAUCUUCGACGAUUAUUCUUUCUUUAGUGAGAUGGAUCCCUAGAUCUCUGUCUUUUUUAAGUCAAAAUUUUAAUUUUAAUUUUCCUUUUAAAUUUAUGAGAAGAAACAGAUCGCUGUACAUAGAUUAAAUAUGUGAUCAACUAAUUACUAAUAUAUGUAAAUUG
Molecule: messenger RNA, 1816 nt
Organism: Benincasa hispida (wax gourd)
Lineage: Eukaryota; Viridiplantae; Streptophyta; Magnoliopsida; Cucurbitales; Cucurbitaceae
Product: transcription factor MYB53-like
Source: RefSeq, a predicted model, not a curated record